AUGCAGGUGAAAAAUGCGAUGUGCGUUGAAGGAGAUACACCAGACAUUGAAGCAGAAGACUAUGAGAAAAAGACGUCAUGCUUCUCCAGCAUCAAAAUCUUUCUCGUAUCGGAAUGUGCUCUUUUGUUGGCUCAGGGGACUGUCGGAGCUUAUUUGGUCAGCGUUCUCACCACACUGGAGCGACGCUUCAACCUGCAGAGCGCUGAUGUGGGUGUGAUCGCUAGCAGUUUUGAGAUUGGGAAUCUUGCCCUAAUCUUAUUUGUCAGCUACUUUGGGGCGAAGGCCCAUCGGCCACGCCUGAUUGGCUGUGGAGGGAUUGUGAUGGGGCUCGGGGCGUUACUGUCUGCGCUCCCCGAGUUUCUGACCCAUCAGUAUGAAUAUGGUGAGUUUGGGGAGUCACGGCCUGUCGGAGAAGGGAGGGACGUUUGUGCCAAUGUCACUAGAUCAGGGGGCUCAGACUCAGGCUACAUCUGUGGGGACAGAACUAAUACCAACAUGAUGUACCUGCUGUUGAUCGGAGCCCAGAUGCUGCUGGGUAUUGGUGCCACGCCUGUCCAGCCACUGGGAGUAUCCUAUAUUGAUGAUCAUGUUAGAAGAGAAGACUCUUCUCUUUACAUUGGUAUUUUGUUCUCUACGCUAGUAUUUGGACCAGCAUGUGGGUUUAUCCUGGGCUCACUGUGCACUAAAGUCUAUGUGGAUGCCGUUUUCAUUGACACAACUAAGCUGGACAUCACCCCCGACGACCCGCGCUGGAUCGGUGCCUGGUGGGGUGGCUUCAUCCUGUGUGGCCUUUUCCUCUUCCUCUCCUCGCUUUUCAUGUUUGGAUUCCCGCAGUCUCUGGAUGCGCCAGGGGAGCCUGCAGGGGGCGAGAGUGAGCAGGCUAUGCUGCCUUCAGAGCUGGUCCAAGAGUAUGAAGGGGGCAAAAGCCCUAGCAGCAUGGAGCUGAACACAGGGCUCACCUGCUGCCAACACCUGCAGGUGAUCCCUAAAGUGACUAAGCACCUUUUAUCCAACCCUGUUUUCACCUGCGUGAUCCUGGCUGCAUGCAUGGAGAUAGCUGUGGUCGCAGGAUUUGCUGCAUUUCUGGGCAAAUAUCUGGAGCAGCAGUUCAACCUCACCACAUCUUCAGCCAAUCAGCUUUUAGGUAUGACGGCAAUCCCCUGUGCGUGUCUGGGCAUUUUUCUUGGUGGUCUGCUUGUGAAGAAGCUUGAUCUAUCUGCAUUAGGGGCAAUUCGUCUUGCCAUGUUAGUGAAUGUCAUCUCCACUGCCUGCUACGUUUCCUUCCUUUUCCUGGGCUGUGACACUGGGCCCGUUGCUGGGGUCACUGUCGCUUAUGGCAACGAAAGUCUGGGCACAUGGCAGGGUGCAGAAGCUGCCUGUAUAUCUGGCUGUAACUGUCACUCUACGUCUCUCAGCCCGGUCUGUGGCUCAAACGGAGUCACUUACCUCUCUGCCUGCCUCGCAGGCUGUACCAGAACCAAUCUGACAGGUUGUAAGUGCGUUGCCCGUGGUGAUGGGGCAGGCUCUGCGUUGCCAGGGAAAUGUCCAACCCCGGGCUGCCAGCAGGCCUUCCUCACUUUCCUGGCAGUUGUUUGUGUGUGCAGCAUGAUUGGAGCCAUGGCACAAACACCCUCUGUCAUCGUCCUAAUCAGAACUGUAAGCCCAGAGCUGAAGUCUUACGCCCUUGGAGUUUUGUUCCUGUUGCUCCGGCUACUAGGGUUUAUUCCACCCCCCCUGAUCUUUGGCAUGGGGAUUGACUCCACUUGCCUGCUGUGGAGUUCAGUGUGUGGGAUGAAAGGCGCGUGCGUGUUAUACGACAACGUGUCCUACCGUUACCUGUAUGUCAGCAUAGCUAUUGUCCUUAAGUCCAGCGCCUUCCUCCUCUAUUUCGUCACCUGGCAGUGCCUCCGCAGGAACUACUCCAAGUACAUCAGAAACAGCGAGGGCUACCUGACCCCCAGCCAGAUCUUUGCCUCUAAUGUCACAUUGGACAACUUAGGCAAGGAAAUCGCACAGAACCCAGUGAACAGAACCAAGUUCCUCUACAACUUGGAAGAACAUACCUGGAGUGAGAACAUGGAAUCGGCCAUAUAG
Messenger RNA from Chanos chanos (milkfish), 2094 nucleotides. It is a transcript of the gene slco3a1b, whose product is annotated as solute carrier organic anion transporter family member 3A1b. Lineage: Eukaryota; Metazoa; Chordata; Actinopteri; Gonorynchiformes; Chanidae. The transcript is spliced from 10 exons. The coding region runs from base 1 to 2094 and encodes 697 amino acids. The record is from RefSeq and is a predicted model, not a curated record. Gene Ontology annotation, molecular function: protein binding. Gene Ontology annotation, cellular component: basolateral plasma membrane. Gene Ontology annotation, biological process: prostaglandin transport; sodium-independent organic anion transport; transmembrane transport.